ACCGUGUGAGUGUUGAGUGAGCCUUUUUCGGCUCUCAUACAAAAUUUCCAAAUGACAAAUUUUAAAUUCCUCUUAAAUAACAAUUAAAAAAUUCUAAUAUAAUUUACCAAGAUCUCUCAUCACGCAACAUACGAUUCAAUUCAAAAUGAAUCGUACAAGCAAACUGUUUUGGCCUGUUAUAGUGACACCCAAAGAUGCAGUUGUGAAAUCCACAGAAAUCACAUCACGCAGUCAAAAAUUAAUGUUAGAAUUGGGUCUAAUUAAAUCAUCAAACAAUGGAACAUUUCAAAUACUGCCAUUGGCACAAAAAGCAUUAGAUAAAUGCAUUGCUUUGGUUAACAAACACAUGACUGCCAUUGAUGCUCAGAAAAUCUCAUUGCCAGUGUUGACUUCUAGUGGUUUAUGGAAGAAAACAGGUCGACUUGACCAGGGAGUCGGUGAAUUCUAUCUCGUCAAAGACAGACAUGGCAAAGAGCACUUACUAAGUCCGACUCACGAAGAAGCUGUAACUUCAAUGCUUGCCAGUGCAGCUCCAAUCUCCUACAAACAGUUACCACUUCGUUUGUAUCAGAUUGGUCCUAAAUUUCGUGAUGAAUUGAAAACUCGCUUUGGACUUUUACGUGCCAAAGAGUUCAUCAUGAAAGAUUUAUACACAUUCGAUAGAAAUCUUGAAGAAGCUCAAAAAACCUACGAAGAAGUCAGUGAAGCUUAUUUGUCUUUCUUCAAGAAAUUGGAUGUUCCUUUUGUGAAAGUUGUCGCCAGUACUGGAAUCAUGGGUGGAAGUGUGUCACAUGAAUAUCAUUUUGUUUCCCGAACUGGCGAGGAUCGAAUUUUUCAAUGCGAAGCUUGUACUUAUUCAUCAAAUGAAGAGGCUUCUGGUGAGAUCAGAAAAUGCCCAAAAUGUCAAUCAUCAAUUGAAGAAACACGAGGAAUAGAGAUUGGACAUACAUUCCUACUGCAAGACAAAUAUUCAAAGCCUCUUGGAGCGACUUUCUUGCAGGCAAAUGGAAAGCCUCAAAAUCUAUCCAUGGGUUGCUAUGGCAUCGGUAUAAGUAGACUUUUGGCGGCAUCUCUAGAAGUCAAGUCCACCGAGAACGAGCUGAGGUGGCCAAAACUUUUGGCACCAUUUGAUGUUUGCAUAAUCUCAGCCAAGGAAGGAAGUAAAGAGCAAAAUGCAUCAUACAGCUACGAGGAGGAAUUGUUUAACAAACUGACCAAGAUUUGUGAUCAAGAUGAUAUUAUCCUCGAUGACAGGAGGCAUCUGACAAUCGGCAAACGCUUAAUGGAAUCAAAGAGAAUGGGUUACCCCGUCAUUGUUGUGAUAGGCUCGAAGAUUCUACAAUCGCCUCCUCUAGUCGAGCUCUAUAUCGAUGGUCAAGGAAGAGACGUUGAACUCAAUGAAGUCCUACGAGAGGUUAAUGCCUAUGUUAUGAGCAAAACCCAGUUAAUGAAUGAAGAAAAUAGUGGGGAUUCUAAUUUUAAUCGUAUUCUAUCUUAUAAACAAUAAACAAAAAUUAUAAGAAACAUGCA
Molecule: messenger RNA, 1530 nt
Organism: Episyrphus balteatus (marmalade hoverfly)
Lineage: Eukaryota; Metazoa; Arthropoda; Insecta; Diptera; Syrphidae
Gene: ProRS-m
Product: probable proline--tRNA ligase, mitochondrial
Exons: 8
Coding region: 146-1507 (453 amino acids)
Biological process (GO): prolyl-tRNA aminoacylation
Cellular component (GO): cytoplasm; mitochondrion
Molecular function (GO): ATP binding; proline-tRNA ligase activity
Source: RefSeq, a predicted model, not a curated record